UCCAAUUAGAUUUCUAUAGCAAUGUUAUGAUUGAUUGUUUUCUUACUAGAAUUUCGUCACUUCACUCAACAACGCGGUCGGGAUUGGAUCCGGAAAUUUUGCUCUAAGUUGAGGAAAUAAUUUAUCUAAUACUUCUUUAUCAUAACCAUAAUGAAGAGUAAGAAAUCAAAAGUAGAAUCCUUGGAAGGAACUGAAGAGAAUCAGGAACGCAUGGAAGCUGACAGUGAAAACGAUUCCAGUGAUGAUGAAAAUCCAGAUAUCUAUAAGGGUGACGAAGGAAUUACUGUCGAUUUUGAAGGACGCAAUCCGAUCGAUUCGGAUCUGGACGGAGUAAAACAGAUGCUGGGCCAACUUUUUGUCAAAGCGCAUAUUGAUUUGGGGGAACUCGCUGGAAUUGUAAUUGGGCAAAAUUACGUCGGUAGCGUUCUCAAGCAGGCCUACAAUGACGAUGAAGAAGACGAAGACGAAGAUGAGGACAUGGAAGAUCCGUGCCAAAUUGUGUUUGGUGUUACCACUGCAAUCAAUUUAAGCAACAAGCAGGAUCAGACCAGCGUCAAGCAGUUGCAAAAAAUGAUUUUUGAAAAGGCAGAAAAAUAUGCAACCGAAACUGUCCUGCAACAGUUCAAAGACGCACUUCAGGGUGGAGCCAAAAGUACGGCGCUGCUGCUAAACGAACGCUUUGUCAACAUUCCAGCAGCCGUUUCGGUUCCGAUGUUUGAAAAUUUGCUGGUAGAAGUGGAUCGAGCUUGUGCCAAAGGUAUGCCAUACAAAUUUGACUACUAUCUAAUGUUUGUCAAAUACUACCAGAAAGCUGCUUCGGGGAAUAAAUCGGCCGAGGUUCUGUACUCGAAUGAUGAAGAGGAGUACUUUAUCAAGGAUUCAAUCGCCAGUUUUGAUUACUCUGUCCAAAAAGAAACCACCACUGCUUUGGCUGGAAAUUGGCUAGAAGAGGACGAAGAACUGCAACCAUUUAGAAAAGUGUUGCUUAUCGAGGCUAGCAAAAUACCGGAAACGAUCGGUACUAUAAAAACGCUAGUUGCUAGUGCUGCAAACAACUGAAAUAGAAAAGGAAUUUUUCUCUUA
Molecule: messenger RNA, 1083 nt
Organism: Uranotaenia lowii
Lineage: Eukaryota; Metazoa; Arthropoda; Insecta; Diptera; Culicidae
Product: protein BCCIP homolog
Exons: 3
Coding region: 151-1059 (302 amino acids)
Cellular component (GO): nucleus
Source: RefSeq, a predicted model, not a curated record